This is a messenger RNA of Eurytemora carolleeae, 581 nucleotides long. RefSeq names its product neuronal growth regulator 1. The transcript has 6 exons. The coding region runs from base 153 to 581 and encodes 142 amino acids. Lineage: Eukaryota; Metazoa; Arthropoda; Copepoda; Calanoida; Temoridae. The record is from RefSeq and is a predicted model, not a curated record.
CUCGUUUAAACUGGAGAUAUACAUCAAGAAUUCAACAUGCUCUCAUUCUAGUCCUGAGUUAAGACCGGAGAUUAUCAACCAGUCCUGAUCCACUGUGCCAAAGGAGUUGAAAGGAGUUGAAAGGAAUGAGUUGAGAGAGAAAAUAUUCUGCGAUGUUGUUCCGACGAGUCAUGUUUCUAUGGGAGAUAAUGUCAGGGAUGUGUAUUUCUAACCAGAGGUUACGAGAUCGUCUUCAGUAUGUUCUGGAGGAAGUCACAGAUCCAUACUUUACAUCAACACCGGAGCAGAGACAGGCUGAGGUGGGUAAGGAUGUAAGCUUCCACUGCUCUGUGGAGAAUAUUGGAACUAGCACCUUGAUAUGGAAGAAAGAGAACAGGAUAAUCAGUGCUGGGACAACCAUUAUUAGGAAGGACAAACGUUUUAGCUUGUCCGGAUACAAUUUGACUCUGCAUGACGUGGACGUGAGGGAUGAAGGAGAGUAUGUAUGUGAAGUUGAGACGUAUACGACUCCUAUCCGACAAAUAAGUUUACUCCAGGUUCUUAUACCACCCUCAGUUGCUCCGCAUCCAGAGAACUCAUAG